GCAUUUCUCCCCUCUGCAGCUGUGUAUAUAAGCUGCUCCCUCGCAGCCUGCAGAAUCACCGCUCUACUAAGCCACAGCCAUGGUUUUCUGCAGACUUCUCACUGUGCUGGUACUGAUCCACAGCAGCCAAGAUUUGCUUGGGGCUGAGGUGGGGAGCUCCAUCGUCGGGGGGCAGAGCGCUUCAAAGGGCAGCUGGCCGUGGAUGGUCCACCUUAACAUCACAUCUAAUGGUAUCAACAAGUGGCGUUGUGGCGGCACCAUUCUCAACAGUGAGUGGGUGCUGACUGCUGCACACUGCUUUGAUAAGCAACUUCGGGUUGAUUUGUCUCGGUCAAUGGUUUGGGUCGGAUCACACAACCUGCGAAAAGCGUCUGCCUGUUACAGGGGCAUCAUUUAUGUCAUCCCUCACCCUGAAUACCGAGCCCUGGGCAGUGGCUACGUGAACGACAUCGCCCUGAUAAAGCUGAAGAAAAAGAUCACAUUCUCAAAGGAUGUUGCCCCAGUGAGUCUGUCCAGUGUUAAAGACACCUUCACUUCAUCAUCUGAGUGUUGGAUUACUGGCUGGGGGGACAUCAAGACAGGUGUUCCACUGCCAGAUCCAGAAACUCUUCAGCAGCUGAAGAUUUCCAUCAUCCCUCAGAGUCAGUGUAAGGCCAAAUAUUCUGAGCUGACUGCUGACAUGAUGUGUGCGGGGGACAUGGCUGGAGGGAAGGGUGCCUGCAACGGGGAUUAUGGUGGUCCACUGGUGUGCAAGGCCGGCAGUGGCUUUGUGCAGGUGGGAAUCAUGAGUUAUGGGAGUAGCAACGGUUGUGCCCUCCCAGACCGUCCUGGCAUCUACACCCAGGUGUCCAAGUACCUGCGCUUCAUCAAUGACUACAUCCACCACAGCGAGGAGGCCUCUGCUGAGGUCUAAGCCGUCCAGUCUGCUUGCCUGACAACCCACCUCAGCUUCUCUCCCCUGCUCAACUGUCGGUCUGUGUCCCUUUAUGCUUCUUGACAUGUAACCUGGAUUAUUCAGUUAAAUUCUUUGCAUUAAAGCCUUAAAGCAUCAA
Molecule: messenger RNA, 1052 nt
Organism: Scatophagus argus
Lineage: Eukaryota; Metazoa; Chordata; Actinopteri; Scatophagidae
Product: tryptase-2-like
Exons: 5
Coding region: 80-913 (277 amino acids)
Biological process (GO): proteolysis
Molecular function (GO): serine-type endopeptidase activity
Source: RefSeq, a predicted model, not a curated record